This is a messenger RNA of Funneliformis mosseae, 449 nucleotides long. NCBI's taxonomy places the organism in Eukaryota, Fungi, Glomeromycota, Glomeromycetes, Glomerales, Glomeraceae. The record is from the annotation of a GenBank genome assembly.
AACAUGCAGAGAAGGCAAUGAUAUUAAAUAUUGAUGAUUAUUAUAGUAUCCAUACAAAACGGAUGCCAAACAUGACCACAACUUCUACUGCAGUACACUUGGCAACAAUUUUAAUGAACCCGAUUACUAUACAAUGUGCAAUUUCAAAUAUGAAUAUACAUAACCCUAGGUUGGUCGAUGCAGAGUUGAUAAAACUGAAUCUAAAUAAUAGAUUCAUGACGCCUCUCGGUCUUUCGCAUAAUCAACGCUGGGAAUUUCAUUCAGUUGAUGAUAGUACUAAAUUAGAAGAGCUAACUGUAUAUAAUUAUGAUACUAGAUUGAAAGAGAAACGGAAUAAUCAUUUGAUGAAAGACGUAGUCCUCAUAGAUUUACAAGAAAAUAAUCUCCAUUCUUUAAAUGCAUAUAUCAAGGCCAUUAAUGCCAUUGUAAAUGUUCCAUCUAUGCAAUAA